Molecule: messenger RNA, 345 nt
Organism: [Candida] anglica
Lineage: Eukaryota; Fungi; Ascomycota; Pichiomycetes; Serinales; Debaryomycetaceae
Source: the annotation of a GenBank genome assembly
UAUCAAUCACCAUGAGCGGGUACACUGUUAUUCUUGUAUUUCUCUUGACUGCUGCUUUAUCAACAUUAGCAUGGAUUUUUGCUCCUAAGCAAAACCAAACAGUCUGGCGUUCGUCCGUCAUUUUGGGCUUGUCUAUGUGCUACUUGAUGUGGGCUAUUACUUACUUGGCCCAACUUCAUCCACUUGAAGCCCCAAGAAGGUCAAACUUAAGACCUGAGAAGAAGUAAGCUACUGGAACUAAAUCGCUAUAUAUCUUCAGAACGGUCCUACUUCAUAUUGUUAGACUUUUCUUUAAUAUUCUAUGAGCGUAAAUCAAAAACAAAAAUUAAACAGAGGACCUCCUCG